AUGACCAGCUGUGAGAACUUUACAGCUCCGGGAGUGGCCCCGGAAGAACAAGCCCAUAACAAUCUGAUGAUGGUGAUAGCCACCUUAACGUGGCUGAUGCUCAGCUGUUUGACUCUCAUCAUUUACUGCUGCAAUUACUGGCAAAUUUUGUGACCGCACUCGCACACAACCCGAGAUGACGUCGAGCAGCAGCAAGGCAGUCUGCUAUCAGUGUAUGAUUAG
Molecule: messenger RNA, 222 nt
Organism: Drosophila elegans
Lineage: Eukaryota; Metazoa; Arthropoda; Insecta; Diptera; Drosophilidae
Source: RefSeq, a predicted model, not a curated record